Triticum aestivum (bread wheat) is the source of this 2343-nucleotide messenger RNA. Its product is annotated as pre-rRNA-processing protein esf1-like. The record is from RefSeq and is a predicted model, not a curated record. The transcript is spliced from 5 exons. Gene Ontology annotation, biological process: rRNA processing. The coding region runs from base 1261 to 2343 and encodes 360 amino acids. Gene Ontology annotation, molecular function: RNA binding. NCBI's taxonomy places the organism in Eukaryota, Viridiplantae, Streptophyta, Magnoliopsida, Poales, Poaceae.
CUCUCGUCUCUUCCCCACACCUUUCUUCUCCCCAUCCCCGAUUCCCUUCUUUUCUCAGCACCCGAUCCAUCGUGCACGCCGCCCGCUACCGGAGCUCCAACGCGCCUCUCCUCCUCCCUCGUUUCUCUCUCCUCUGCCUCUCAGUUCUUUCUCUUUUCCCUUGUCCAUGAGAAGGAGCACGCAAGGAGCCUCGCCGCUGCUGCCACCACCACCACGGUUGUCUUCACGCCACCGCCGCCUCCGAGUUCGCCAGCCGCUGCUCAGAUCUGCGGGAUCCAUGUCCCCAAGCCGCCGGUGUCCGUCCUCCGUCCCGGAUCUGGCUUGUCCACGCCCUUCGGCCUCCCCUGCGACCAGCGCCGGCACCCUCCCCACUGCCUCGUCUACAUGCGUGAGGACAACGAUGACAGCGCCACCAUCGACCGUCUGGGCCGUCCCUUGGCCUUGCUCGCGUGGGCCGCCGCGUGGGCAAGCCAGUCGUCGCCGGCGGGAGCGACAGUGAACGGGACUACUCUUUGCAUUCUCUCUAUCCCGUCUGCAUCUCUGUUUUCCUCACCGGACUGACGUUGAAUAAUACCAAAUUACAGGGUGUUAUUUGCAUAAGCGAAACGUUUUCUCCUAUAAUCCACUUAAAAUAGGAUGGCGGGUUUAAUUACUGAAAACACAAGGUCUUUUUUGAAAAAAUGUGUGACGUACGACCAGAAGCACUCCGUGCUUUAUUAGUAGGGAAAGAUAUAUACUACUUUUUAGGUAGUAUGUACCAUAUUUUAAGCAUACUCUUUUUUACGUACAGAUAUGUACGUAUUUCAUAAAUAUAACAAAAACUAUGGGCUCGUAUGCAAUUUUUUCAUGUAACUUGUUUUGAAAUAUCUUAUAUAUAGUAUAUGAACAUAUUUAGAAUGAUAAAGUAGUAUAUAAGGUAUCACAUGAUAGUAUAUGAGACAUGUGGGGUAACUACCCCCAGGUGGUAGGAUGGAUUUUCUGGUAAAAGAUUAGGUAAAAGAUUUAGGGGAGAGGGGAGAUUUUCUGGUUUUUUCCAUAAAACCGGCCGUUGGCCUCCUUUGGUUGCCAAUCACGCAAUUCCUAAUUUCAUGCCAUUUUCUUCUUACAAGCGUGUAGCGUUGUCGGUGCCCUUGUCCCCCACCCGCCGCCACAACCUCGCCCGCAUCCACCCCCGCCGCCACUCGCCCCCGACUCGGGCUCCUGCUCCUGAUCGAGGCUACGGUGGCAGGCUCCGUUGAGGUGAAGCGUGUCGAUUCGAAGAUGAAGCGGGUGAUGGAGGAGGAGCGGUGCACGGCGGCGCGGACCGACCGGACGUUCCGACCGAUGCGGCGGAAGGAGGCCCUCGACUCUAAGAUGAAGAGGGCGAUGGAGGACGAGCGGUUCGCGGCGGCACGAGCGGACCCGAGGUUCCAACCGAUGCGGCGGAAGGAGGCCAAGGUGGCCCUCGACUCGAGGUUCAUGGCCCCCAUGCUCACGGACCCCAUGUUCGAUUCUUCAGCGGCGCCGGUGGACAAGCGCGGCAGACGCCGCAAGAAGAGCGCCAGGGACAGGGAGAACCCCAUGCUGCAUUACUAUCUCAGCCAAGAGGAGGGGGACGAGGAAAAGACAGAACAAGAGAAGCUGAUUUGUCAAGAGGAGGAUCAUGAGGUGGAAGAAGAGGAUGGGCUAGAGGAAGAAGAGAGUUCCGGCAGCGAUGAUGAGGAGGACGGCAAUGACCAGUACUCUGUGGGCUGUGACAUCGCUCAUUACUUGUUGGCGAGGCAUGAUGAUACACCUGUGAUUGACAAGGAAACUCACAGGCUUGCUGCUGUGAAUAUGGACUGGGAUCAUAUUAAGGCGGUGGACUUGUAUAUGGUCAUGACAUCCUGUAUCCCGAAAGGUGGGCGAGUUGUAUCAGUUUCGAUAUAUCCAACAGAAUUUGGACUGAAGUGCAUGAACAUUGAGGCAACUCAAGGCCCUUCUGCUCUUAUUGGCGCUGAUGGUGAUGGUGAUGGGGAUGAGGAUGGGGAAGAUGAUAACAACGAUGAUAACGAUGACGAUGAUGAUGGCGAAGAAGAUAGUGACCUUGACUAUGAGACUGAGAACAACAAGCUCCGUACUUAUGAGCUAAACAAACUCAGGUACUACUAUGCAGUUGUGGUGUGUGAUUCUAGUACAACUGCAGAUCACCUAUACACAACUCUUGAUGGUACUGAAUUCUUGAAAACGGCAAAUGUGUUCCACGGACAAGAUGAGCGGUACAGGAUCCGUGCCCCGUCCUACCUGCUAUACAAAUCCUCUUUGCAGUUCUACUCGUACUUUCUUCAUGAUUUUAUGCUGGUUUUGCUAUUCUCUGUGUCAUAA